This is a messenger RNA of Marmota monax (woodchuck), 1763 nucleotides long. It is a transcript of the gene Hm13, whose product is annotated as histocompatibility minor 13. The coding region runs from base 113 to 1297 and encodes 394 amino acids. Gene Ontology annotation, molecular function: aspartic endopeptidase activity, intramembrane cleaving. The transcript has 13 exons. Gene Ontology annotation, biological process: membrane protein proteolysis. Lineage: Eukaryota; Metazoa; Chordata; Mammalia; Rodentia; Sciuridae. The record is from RefSeq and is a predicted model, not a curated record. Gene Ontology annotation, cellular component: lumenal side of endoplasmic reticulum membrane; membrane; cytoplasmic side of endoplasmic reticulum membrane.
UCACUUCCUGUUUCUUUAGGGGAACGUGGCUUUCCCCGCAGCGCCCGUCCCUCCGUCUGCGUUCCUGCUGCAGCGGCCGGAGCUGGAGUGAGAGCCCGAGCGCAGCCUCGCCAUGGACUCGGCCCUCAGCGACCCGCACAACGGCAGCGCCGAGUCAGGCGGCCCAGCCAACGGCACGACGCGGCCGCCCUCCACGCCCGAGGGCAUCGCGCUGGCCUACGGCAGCCUCCUGCUCAUGGCGCUGCUGCCCAUCUUCUUUGGCGCCCUGCGCUCGGUGCGCUGUGCCCGCGGCAAGAAUGCCUCGGACAUGCCUGAAACCAUCACCAGCCGGGAUGCCGCCCGCUUCCCCAUCAUCGCCAGCUGCACACUCUUGGGGCUCUACCUCUUUUUCAAAAUAUUCUCCCAGGAGUACAUCAACCUCUUGCUGUCCAUGUAUUUCUUCGUGCUGGGAAUCCUGGCGUUGUCCCACACCAUCAGCCCCUUCAUGAAUAAGUUUUUUCCAGCCAGCUUCCCAAAUCGACAGUUUCAGCUGCUCUUCACACAGGGCUCUGGGGAAAACAAGGAAGAGAUCGUCAACUAUGAGUUUGACACUAAGGACCUGGUGUGCCUGGGCCUGAGCAGCAUCGUUGGCGUCUGGUACCUGCUGCGGAAGCACUGGAUUGCCAACAAUCUUUUUGGCCUGGCCUUCUCCCUUAAUGGGGUGGAACUUCUGCACCUGAACAACGUCAGCACCGGUUGCAUCCUGCUGGGUGGACUCUUCAUCUACGACGUCUUCUGGGUGUUCGGUACCAACGUUAUGGUGACUGUGGCCAAGUCAUUUGAGGCGCCAAUAAAAUUGGUGUUUCCCCAGGACCUGCUGGAGAAGGGCCUUGAAGCAGACAACUUUGCUAUGCUGGGACUCGGAGAUAUCGUCAUUCCAGGGAUCUUCAUCGCCUUGCUGCUGCGUUUUGACAUCAGCUUGAAGAAGAACACCCAUACCUACUUCUACACCAGCUUCGCAGCCUACAUCUUCGGCCUGGGCCUCACCAUCUUCAUCAUGCACAUCUUCAAGCACGCCCAGCCUGCUCUCCUGUACCUGGUACCUGCCUGCAUUGGCUUUCCCGUCCUGGUGGCGCUGGCCAAAGGAGAAGUGACAGAAAUGUUCAGCUACGAGUCCUCUGCGGAAAUCCUGCCUCAUACCCCGAGGCUCACCCACUUCCCCACGGUCUCGGGCUCCCCUGCCAGCCUGGCCGACUCCAUGCAGCAGAAGCUAGCUGGCUCUCGUCGCCGGCGCCCGCAGAAUCCCAGCGCCAUGUAAUGCCCAGCGGGUGCCCACCUGCCCGCUCCCCCCACUGCCCCAGCCCAAGUUAUGAGGAGUCAAAUCCUAAGGAUCCAGCAGCAGUGACAGAAUCCAAAGAGGCCACAGAGGCAUCAGCAUCGAAGGGACUAGAGAAGAAGGAGAAAUGAUGCAACUGGUACCCGACCCCGUCAGGGCCAGACCAGCCAGGGAGAUGGGCUGACAGGCGUGCAUGGGAGAGGGUUCAGGACACUGCUCCAGGGACUGGGACGGGGGCAGCAGGAUCCCUCCAGCUAGGUCUCUGUGGCCUCUGUUUCCCUCUCCCCCCUUCUCUGGCCCUCCUCUGCUCUCCUCAUCCCCUGCAGGCAAAGGAAACCAACCCCCAGCUUCCUCCCUCCCCCGGAACCAGGUGGGAAAACUGGGUGUGAUUUUUAGAUUUUUGUAUUGUGGACUGACUUUGCCUUACAUUAAAAACUCAUCCCAUGGC